AUGCUUAAGGAGAGAGAGAGUUCGGAGGGGUCGCCUGCUACCCCCGACGAGUGUGCGGGGUGCGGGGGCAGGAUACUAGACAGAUACUACCUGCUAGCAGUAGAUCGUCAAUGGCACGGCUCCUGCCUCCGCUGCUGCGAAUGCCGAUUGCCGUUGGACAGUGAACUCACCUGUUUCUCUAGGGAUGGCAAUAUCUAUUGUAAGGAAGACUAUUAUAGGCUUUUCUGCGUGAAGCGUUGUGCGCGCUGCGGCAAUGGUAUUACCGCGAACGAACUAGUGAUGCGUGCCCGAGACAUGGUUUUUCACCUGACUUGCUUCACCUGCGUGACAUGUGGGACGCUGCUCUCGAAAGGCGACGUCUUCGGCAUGAGAAAUGGCCUAGUUUAUUGCAGACCACACUAUGACAGCGCUUGCAUGGAUGAUUACUGUGAUGAAGAUAUGAAUAGUGUUUACAGGUGCCAAGAAAUGAAUAACGAGGGAGAUUUACCUAAUCAAUAUUACGCUGGAGGACCCAGUCAAAAGGGGCGACCGAGAAAGAGAAAACUGCCUCAAGGAUCUCCUGAAGACAUGCAGGUCCAAACAAUGAGAAUGGCUAGCACAGCUUUAGAAAUACUUCACCGUGGUGAUUUAUCAUCUUCGAUGGAGUCGCUUGCUUACGAUUCGUCUGUGGCAUCUCCUGGUAGCGUAUCUAGCCACACGCAACGUACCAAACGUAUGAGAACAAGCUUUAAGCACCACCAACUGCGCACUAUGAAGUCUUACUUCGCUAUUAAUCAAAAUCCAGACGCAAAAGAUUUGAAGCAACUUGCUCAAAAAACUGGACUUUCAAAAAGGGUACUACAGGUUUGGUUUCAAAACGCUCGUGCUAAAUGGCGUCGCAACAUGAUGAGGCAAGAGUCGAAUCAACACGGUCCGAUCGUGAACGGUAAUCCAGGUCAUUCUGUGAAUGGAAGCCUAGUAGGAAAUGUACCGCCACCUAAUGUUCCAGGAACCUUAAUACUAUCAGAAUCUUUGCAACCUAUAGAGGACAUUAGGGUCCAUACACCACAUCCCAUGGCUUUUAAUGAGAUGUAC
Molecule: messenger RNA, 1074 nt
Organism: Brenthis ino (lesser marbled fritillary)
Lineage: Eukaryota; Metazoa; Arthropoda; Insecta; Lepidoptera; Nymphalidae
Source: the annotation of a GenBank genome assembly